GACAACACCCGCCCACCCACAAGACGAAGGGCGAGGUGGGGAUGCUGCCCCACACUCAAGGGGUUGACAAGGCUGUGUGUUCACCUCCGGUACGGCGUCCGCGCCGGAACUGCGUACAUCCUUUGUGCAAUUUGAUUGGCUAGGGAGUAGCAAAAAAAGGGGAUGGGCUCGAACUACCCAUUGGCCCACUGGGUCUACACUCUGGUUGGAGGUAGGGGGAGAGAGAGCUACGGCGCGGAGGGCGGGCUUGCCACCUGCGAGUCUGGAAACCUGGCUGGUGUCCAGCACAUCAUCCUAAUCCUCUCUGGAAAGGGGGGGGUCGGGAAAAGCACCAUCUCUGCGGAGCUGGCCCUGGCCCUGCGUCACAUGGGCAAAAAGGUGGGGAUCCUCGACGUGGACCUGUGUGGCCCCAGCAUCCCCCGCAUGCUCCAGGCGCAGGGCAGGGCCGUGCACCAGUGCGACAGUGGCUGGGUGCCUGUCUUUGUGGACCAGGAGCAGAGUGUCUCCCUCAUGUCCGUGGGCUUCCUGCUCGAGAAGCCAGAUGAGGCUGUGGUGUGGAGAGGCCCCAAGAAGAAUGCUCUGAUAAAGCAGUUUGUAUCUGACGUGGCCUGGGGGCAGUUGGACUACCUGGUUGUGGACACGCCUCCGGGAACCUCUGACGAGCACAUGGCUGCCUUGGACGCCCUUCGCCCCUAUAGCCCUCUGGGGGCUGUUGUGGUCACUACACCCCAGGCAGUAUCUGUGGGGGACGUGCGGCGGGAACUGACAUUCUGUAGGAAGACAGGGUUGCGGGUGAUUGGUGUUGUGGAGAACAUGAGCGGCUUCGUCUGCCCACACUGCACAGAGUGCACCAACGUCUUCUCCAGGGGAGGCGGCGAGGAGCUGGCCAAACACGCUGGAGUCCCUUUCCUAGGCUCUGUGCCUUUGGACCCCGAGCUCACAAGAUGCCUGGAGGAGGGCCGAGACUUCAUCCAGGAGUUCCCUCAGAGCCCUGCCUUCCACGCCCUCUCUGCCAUAGCCCAGAAGAUUGUGAAGGAGACACCUGCCCAGCUUUCCUGACUGAGACAUCUCUUCCUGGCGCCACUGUGGGGCUCAAGCUCACAAAGCAGGACCCUCUAGCCUGGGUCCUGGGCGUGGUUCCUGU
Messenger RNA from Artibeus jamaicensis (Jamaican fruit-eating bat), 1144 nucleotides. RefSeq names its product NUBP iron-sulfur cluster assembly factor 2, cytosolic (gene NUBP2). Gene Ontology annotation, biological process: iron-sulfur cluster assembly. Lineage: Eukaryota; Metazoa; Chordata; Mammalia; Chiroptera; Phyllostomidae. Gene Ontology annotation, cellular component: cytosol. The record is from RefSeq and is a predicted model, not a curated record. Gene Ontology annotation, molecular function: ATP binding; ATP-dependent FeS chaperone activity; 4 iron, 4 sulfur cluster binding. Bases 163 to 1059 code for a protein of 298 amino acids. The transcript is spliced from 7 exons.